This is a messenger RNA of Pungitius pungitius (ninespine stickleback), 4714 nucleotides long. RefSeq names its product potassium voltage-gated channel, Shaw-related subfamily, member 1b (gene kcnc1b). Gene Ontology annotation, cellular component: dendrite membrane; neuronal cell body membrane; voltage-gated potassium channel complex. The transcript has 4 exons. The record is from RefSeq and is a predicted model, not a curated record. Gene Ontology annotation, biological process: potassium ion transmembrane transport; protein homooligomerization. Bases 994 to 2793 code for a protein of 599 amino acids. NCBI's taxonomy places the organism in Eukaryota, Metazoa, Chordata, Actinopteri, Perciformes, Gasterosteidae. Gene Ontology annotation, molecular function: protein binding; delayed rectifier potassium channel activity.
GACCAUUAACCCUCCGAGCGAUGACGUUAAGUGAGAGGAAAUUGGGCAGCGAUGACAAUCCCCACAGCUUAAAUGGGAGAACCUGACAUCGUGUUUGAACAAACGCUGGAGGCAUGCUCCAUCGGAUCUGAGAAGAGAGCGCUGCGCACGGUGUGAACAACAGGCAGUUUUGGGCGGGUUUCCAUUUUUUUGGGUGGGAGGGAAGGUUUCUGACGCCUUCUCAUCUCCGAUUCUAUUUUUCAUUUUUGCUCCACCGCCGCCCUCCCCCCCCUCCUCCCUUUCAAAUCGACCGAGUGUCUUCUCCUUAAUCAGCGACGCGUGGAGGAGAGGUCAAGUUCCCGAGCAGGAGAGCAUCUCCGCGCGGAGACAAAGAGCGGCCGUGCGUGGUUAGACGCAGAGGAGGCUGCGGAGGAGACCGGGAGAAGCUCGGAGCCUCCGCCAGGAGCCGCGGGACCGGCGCUGUCCGCUCAGCACCACCGCAGUCACCUUGCUGGCUGUGAAAGUCACCAAGCUGCUCGGGGAUCGAUCCGAUCGGCCAAUCGGAGUCCAAUGAGAUUGGAUUUGUUGUCUGCUGCCGGAGGGGGCUUGGGGGGACGGGGGACGGGGGGCGUCUUUCAGUGUUUGUCCUCUUUAUGUCGACAUCUUGGAUUUAAAGACUAAGUGACGCCCAUCCUCAAUGCAAUGCCAUUGAUUUGCAAUCAUUCUAGAUUUCGAUACCCUCGGGGGUAAGCGUGUGGCACCCAUAACCGUUCACUACUCUCCAGUUGUAUACAACACCCAGCACCCCCCCGCCCCUAGUCCGCCCGUGAACGUAACCCGGCGCGCGUCGAGCGGAUUUCUUUCAUAGUUUCGGUGAGGAAACGACAGGUUGUUCCGCGCCCUGCUUCCUUGUUCUCCUCUGCGCUGUCGCUGCAGCGCGCGGUUGCCACGGGGGUCGCUUAGACUCAUCUUCGCGAUGAAGGGAACUUAUUGGAGAAAUGCCUGAGGGACGAAAUGGGCCUGAGCGACGACAAGGAUCGCAUUGUGAUAAACGUGGGAGGGAUCAGACAUCAGACAUACCGCAGCACCCUGCGCACACUACCCGGCACCCGCCUGUCCUGGCUGGCCGAGCCCGACGCGCCCAACCACUUUGACUAUGACGCCAAGAACGAGGAAUUCUUCUUCGACCGGCACCCCGGGGUGUUUGCACAUAUCCUUAACUACUACAGGACUGGUAAGCUGCACUGCCCGGCCGAUGUCUGCGGGCCGCUGUACGAGGAGGAACUGGCCUUCUGGGGCAUCGACGAGACAGACGUGGAGCCCUGCUGCUGGAUGACCUAUCGCCAGCACCGGGAGGCAGAGGAGGCCCUUGAUAGUUUUGGCGGGGGGGGCUUGUUAGACCUGGUGAGCGACGACGCGGAGCCCGAGCAGGAGCAUGCAGCUGAUGAUGAUGUGGACGAGAUGACGAGGAGGCUGGCGCAGGGAGACACUCAUGAUGCCAGGAGUGGGAGCUUGUGGAGCAGGUGGCAGAAACAUGUCUGGGCCCUGUUUGAGGACCCUUACUCCUCAAAAUAUGCAAGGUGGGUGGCUCUGGCCUCGCUGUUCUUCAUCGUGGUGUCCAUCACCACUUUCUGUCUGGAGACCCACGAGGCCUUCAACCCCAUCAUCAACCGCACCGAGGUGAAGGUGGUGAACAACGUCACGGUGGUGCACACCUACCAGGAGACCGAGACCGCGCUCUACCUCACAUACAUCGAAGGCGUGUGUGUGGUGUGGUUCACUUUUGAAUUUCUAAUGCGAAUAACUUUCUGCCCGAAUAAAUGUGACUUCAUUCGCAACGCCCUGAACAUCAUCGACUUCGUGGCCAUCCUGCCCUUCUACCUGGAGGUCGGCCUCAGCGGGCUCUCCUCCCAGGCGGCCAAGGACGUGUUGGGUUUCCUGCGGGUCGUCCGCUUCGUGCGGAUCCUGCGCAUCUUCAAGCUGACCCGUCACUUCGUGGGGCUGAGGGUGCUGGGCCACACGCUGAGGGCCAGCACCAACGAGUUCCUGCUCCUCAUCAUCUUCCUGGCCCUCGGCGUCCUCAUCUUUGCCACCAUGAUCUACUACGCUGAAAGGAUCGGAGCCAACCCCAACGACCCUCGAGCCAGCGAGCACACGCAGUUCAAGAACAUCCCGAUUGGAUUCUGGUGGGCCGUGGUGACCAUGACGACCCUCGGCUACGGAGACAUGUACCCUCAGACGACCUCCGGCAUGCUGGUCGGGGCCCUGUGCGCCCUGGCAGGCGUACUGACCAUCGCCAUGCCUGUCCCUGUGAUUGUCAACAACUUUGGAAUGUAUUACUCUCUGGCGAUGGCAAAGCAAAAACUACCAAAGAAAAAGAACAGGCAUAUCCCACGUGCACCCCAACCAGGUUCCCCAAACUUCUGCAAGUCAAGCACCAGCUCCCAACACCCGAGCCCGAUACCCCACGACGACGUUUUCGAGAUUAAGUUUCAAGAAGAUCCCAAGUUGAACGGCGAAGCCGCGGACGCAGCGCUGGCCAACGAAGACUGCCCUCACAUAGACCAGGCCGUAUCUCCGGAGGAGAUCUUCAGCCCGAGCGAGAGGGAGCGGCCCUGCUUCCUGGUGACCACUUCUGAGCGGCCCGACCACGCGGGGGGCCGAGUGAGGAGGGGUUAUGAAAAGCCUUGGAGCCUUAACAGCAUGUCUGGCAUGAGCGGGGAUGCCUCUGGAGUGUCCUCAGUGUCCGCCGUACCCUGCAGUCCACCUUGUCUAAUGCAGCACUCGCAUUCUCCCAUCCCAUCCAUUAUGUAGCAUGGUUGAGUAGCAGACACAAUGCCAUUGGAUGGCCAGUCCCAACUUUCCUGUCAAAUUUUGCUUUACACUUCCCUUCACUUUUUCUUUUUUUUUUUCUUCUUUUUUUUUUUUCUUCAUUAUUUUUCUGGAAAACUUGUAUCUUAACUGUGUCUCAAUGCUCAAGCUUUCCCAAGUGUUCUCCUUGGGUGUGUCAUCAAAUGCUCAUCUAGAAAAACAUUGGCACAUGGUUACUCUGCAUGGGUCACCUCGGGCGCAGGCAAAGCGCAGGCUAACCCCCCCUCUUUCCCUGUGUUUACAUCCUUGCCUGUUGCUCUGUUGCUUUUGAUCUCACAUACUCUUCUGACAGUAACUUUUAUCUCAUCUGCUUUUUACAAUUUUGUGAAAGAAACUUUCAUAAGAUGUAACCCCUGCAAAUAAUAUGCUGGACACUAAUACAUGGCACUGAAACAUAUCCAAAAGGUACCAUUGCCAGCUGUUAAGGGAGGUCCUCCUAAGUGCUUUGUACGUUGCAAAUUAAAAGACAGAAUUCUGAAAGUGCAGCCCAAGACAAGGCAAUGUUAUCUGAGAGGCCACUAGAAAAAAAAAUGAACAUGAUGUUCAUUAUAUCCAAUGCAAUAUGGAGAUGAUGACACCGUCUGUGAUACUAGUGAUGAAUACAUUUAAUGUCAACAGAACUAAAACUGUUUUGUUCAUUUGCAUGAACUGCAUGAGAAAUUAUGUUCAACAAGAAGCUAACUGUAUCGCAGUAUCUGUAAGAAAGCUUCUAAAGCUUUGUCAUUUUGUAUGCAUCCUAAGCCAGCUUUACAAGAGACUCAGUCUCAAAGCAAAAGAAUUUUAUGUAGCCGCCAUUCCUUGCCUUUCCACAAAUUCAUAGAUUUAUUUUCUUGUAUUUAUUUGACUGGGGCCUCCGAAAAAAAAUAGCAGGAUUUGACUUGAACAAUCUGUGAUAAAGACAACUAAUGCUGUUAUGAGCAUAAAUUGUUUUUAUACAAAUAUAAUAUUGGUAGAUAUUAGUUUUUAAACAGUAUCUGUAGUCGGCAGCAUCUUCUCUAACUGCUGUGAUGCCUGAAUCAAGGUGACAUACAAGAAUUAUGGAACAAUGGUGAGGAAUAAAUUAAGAAGGUAAGAAAUAAGUGUUACCAGUGUAGCAUCAGUACACUUUGCCAUGCUCAUAACAGUGUAACGGAAGCUUUGUUCUAUCAGGUGCACUUUGUACCACCUUUCGUACCCUUAAUUACAGUAGAUUUAUUAUUAAUGUUACACCAUCUAACACAUCCUAGGAUUUAACGCCGAUGGGCAUGCACAGCUCCAAGAAGGAAAGAAUAUCAGCUGGACUUUAUUGUCCAAAUUUCACAUGAAGUUUUGUAUAAACAAGCAAACUCAUUGAGGAAAGCCAGGCAACUCUACAUAAUGAAAAUACACAGAGAGACGUCACAAUGACAGCGCCAGUAUGUAUGUAACGAUUAAAAACAUCAAUACUGUCACUGUUACAUGUAUUGAUGCUGUCCCAAUAAUUAUGCACAGAUUUUCACGGCACUUUAACAAAUUUAAUGUUGACCAAUCAGAAAUGUUCAUUUCUAGAAGAAGACACAAGUAUAGCAACUCGAAGUAUUGUUUUUAAUCUGAAUGAGCAGAGUUUUACAUUUCAAGUCAUGUCUUUUGUGGUAAUUAAUGAACGUUAUAUAUAUAUAUUUAAGAAAAAAAAAUUGUGACAAUUUGAUGUAAUGAGAUGCAGGGGAAAAAUAUGCUAAUGCGAUUAAAAAAGAAAAAUACAAAGUAUAAUACGAAGCGGCAAAGGAUGUGGGCCUACUUGGGGAAAGGUAAAUGCAUGUAUUUUAAAUUUAUGCAACAGAAAAGUAUUCAAAUAAAAAUAUGUAAAUAACAGUCCUUGCAUGAAAUAAAUUUUAUACACAAUGAG